GAUUGGCCGCGCGGGUGGGGGGGGCGGGGCCUGGCGCUGGAGCGGCGCGUGCGCGGAGCGACGGGAAGAUGGUGCUGAUCAAGGAGUUCCGAGUGGUUUUACCUUGCUCAGUGCAAGAGUAUCAAGUUGGGCAACUUUACUCUGUGGCAGAAGCUAGCAAAAAUGAAACAGGAGGUGGAGAAGGCAUUCAAGUCUUAAAAAACGAGCCUUAUGAAAAUGAUGGAGAGAAGGGACAAUAUACUCACAAGAUCUACCAUUUAAAGAGUAAAGUCCCUGGCUUUGUAAGGAUGAUUGCUCCAGAAGGCUCCCUGGUGUUCCACGAGAAAGCCUGGAAUGCAUAUCCCUACUGUAGAACAAUUGUGACAAAUGAAUACAUGAAAGACAACUUCUUCAUAAAAAUUGAGACCUGGCAUAAACCAGAUUUGGGGACAACAGAGAAUGUGCACAAUUUAGAUCCCAACACGUGGAGGAGUGUUGAAGUUGUCCAUAUUGAUAUUGCAGAUAGAACUCAAGUAGAACCAGGAGACUACAAAGCUGAUGAAGAUCCUGCAUUAUUCCAGUCAGUUAAGACGAAGAGAGGACCUCUGGGGCCAAAUUGGAAGAAAGAGCUAGCAACUGAUGAGGAGUGUCCCAAAAUGUGUGCUUACAAGUUGGUGACCAUCAAAUUUAAGUGGUGGGGACUGCAGAACAAAGUCGAAAACUUUAUACAAAAGCAAGAAAAAAGGAUAUUUACCAACUUCCAUCGCCAGCUGUUCUGUUGGAUUGACAAGUGGAUUGAGCUGACUAUGGAGGACAUUAGGAGAAUGGAGGAUGAAACCCAGAGGGAGCUGGAAGCGAUGCGUAAGAAGGGUUCCGUUCGAGGCACUUUGGCUGCGGACGUCUAGAGGAGUUCUCUGUAGGUUCUGAGGCAAAGCAAGCUGUCUGCGUAACCAAGGCCAAGUGAGAGGAACGAGCGCUGCCAAUGACGAGUGACGACGGACGGAUGCCGAAGCCAGAUCUCGGAUGUGUGUGUGGGUGCAUGACUCUGUAUAUAACUAUACACGCACAUGCAGACGGAAGGGGUGGUUACAAGUGUCUCCGGGUGCUAUACCUGUCCUAGCAAAGAUUCCAAGGAAACUGCUUUCAUUAUGUAUACCCCAAGCAAAUAAAAAUCAACUGAGUAGUGUCAUUUAAAGGAUGAAUUUUGCUAACUGGUAUGUUCAUGAAUGUCAAUACUGGACCAAUUUCUGCCCUACUUGUUUUUUUUUCUCCUGUCCGAGUCAUUCUGCUCUAACUCACCCAUCUUUCAUUGUAAAGAAACACUCAAACAAGUUAAUUUCGGUUUUAUGUCUUCCCUAUGUGAUGAGUUUUGGAAUAGGAACAAUGAAUGUAUUUAUAGCUAUUUAUUUCUGGAUUGUCAUUAUCCUAUAGUCAAAUCAGAAGAAAAUUUCUAUUAGUGGAAAUUGGAAGACUUUUACUGUUGAAUAAGUUUAACCCAAACGUUACCCACUCACUGAUUUAAAAGAAAAAAACCCUUGUUUUAUUGGACUUUUGUACAUUGAAAUGCUAAUGGUUUUUCUUCAUUAAAAUUGGCAAGAUUAAGGAAAAA
Empidonax traillii (willow flycatcher) is the source of this 1588-nucleotide messenger RNA. It is a transcript of the gene PITPNB, whose product is annotated as phosphatidylinositol transfer protein beta. The transcript is spliced from 12 exons. Gene Ontology annotation, cellular component: cytoplasm. Bases 69 to 884 code for a protein of 271 amino acids. The record is from RefSeq and is a predicted model, not a curated record. NCBI's taxonomy places the organism in Eukaryota, Metazoa, Chordata, Aves, Passeriformes, Tyrannidae. Gene Ontology annotation, molecular function: phosphatidylcholine intramembrane carrier activity; phosphatidylinositol binding; phosphatidylinositol transfer activity. Gene Ontology annotation, biological process: phospholipid transport.